Molecule: messenger RNA, 5445 nt
Organism: Closterium sp. Naga37s-1
Lineage: Eukaryota; Viridiplantae; Streptophyta; Zygnematophyceae; Desmidiales; Closteriaceae
Source: the annotation of a GenBank genome assembly
AUGAACCAGUACCCUUCUUCGGGGUCGUACGGCUAUCAAUCCGCGGACGGCGCGUCUGGCGCGGCGUCUCUCCCCGCGUCGACAACGGAUAAGAUCCAGCUGCCAUGCGCGCACUGCCAUGCCGUGCUCAGCGUGCCCGUCGGCCUCUCGCGCUUCCAGUGCCCGCGCUGCUCUUCGCACCUCUCCGUCGACCAUGCGAAGCUCGCCGCGUACAUGCGAUCGCUUAACGAAAUGGCAGCGUCCCUCGGUGGUAACGCCGGCGGCACCAGUGCGGGAGCUCAGUCCGCGGCCUCUGCGUCCGCUGCUGCAGCCGCAGCUGCCGCUGCUCGCGGCACCGGGAAUGCCGGUGCCGGUGGUUCUGCCGGCGCUGCUGCUUAUCCCGGCGCAGCGCAACGAAGCGCAGCCCAAUACUAUCAGCAACAGCACCAACAGCAGCAGGCUUCCCAGAUGAUGCUCUCGUCGCACGCCCCUCACGGCUCCGCACCAGGCGCGACAAUGGCAGCCGCGGCGACAGGUGCGACCGCGGCUGCUGCUGCUGCUGCGGCGGCCGCGGAAAGCGAGCAGGCGAAGAGGCGGAGAGUGGAUGGGUUAGGGAUGCGCUAUUACGCCGCGUCCACACCUACCAUGGGAGGGGAUGGGGGGAUGGGCUCGUAUGGGCCCGCGGGGAUGGGGGGGAUGCCCGGGGCGGGGGGAAGCCUGGCGGGCCUGGGCGGGGGAAUGGCGGGGGAGGGCUUGCGCGCGGCGCAAGCGGAGGUGGAUGCGAGCUUACGGCGCAUGAUGACAGGGGGGAGGGCGGGCGGGCCGACGGCGGGGGAGGAGGCGAGGCAGGUGGAGGCAGACGCGAAAGAGGCGUUGAUUCAAGACGAGGAGGACGAAGAAGGCGUGGCGGGAGAGACCUUCGCAGCUUACCGCCCUGCAAAGCUAUCUCUGGGCCGCCCACACCCCGACCCCGUGGUGGAGACUGCCUCGCUGGCAGGCGUGCAGCCGCCCGACAUCGACCCGUCCAAGCUGGCGCUGCUGACGGGGCAGGAUGACGUGGCGGCCAACGCGCUGUCGUCAUUGCAGCUGGAAACGAUUUGUUAUGCCAGCCAGCGGCACAGGCAGCUGCUGCCGGGGAACGUGCGGGCGGGGUUCUUUCUGGGGGACGGUGCGGGCGUGGGCAAGGGGCGCACAGUGGCGGGGAUUAUACGAGAGAACUGGCACCAAGGCCGCCGCCGCGCACUGUGGAUAUCCAUCGGCCCUGAUCUACGGUUUGAUGCCAGGAGGGAUCUUGAUGACAUUGGUGCCACCGACAUUCCAGUGCACGCGCUCAACAAGCUGCCCUACGGCAAGCUCGACUCCAAGGCCAACAAGAUCAAGGAGGGCGUGCUGUUCCUCACCUACAGCACGCUCAUCGCGUCGGCAGAGAACCGCCGGUCGCGCCUGCAGCAGAUCACCCAGUGGUGCACACCGGGCUUCGAUGGCGCCAUCAUCUUUGACGAGUGUCACAAGGCCAAGAACCUGGUGCCGGAGUCAGGGGGCAACGCCACGCGCACAGGCGAGGCCGUCAUGGAGUUGCAGGCGAAGCUACCGAACGCGCGAGUGGUGUACUGCAGUGCAACGGGUGCAUCGGAGCCACGGCACGUAGGGUACAUGACACGGCUGGGGCUGUGGGGCGAUGGCACGCCCUUCCUCAACUUCCAACACUUCCUCGGCACGAUUGACAAGCGGGGAGUGGGAGCACUGGAGCUCAUGGCCAUGGACAUGAAAGCCCGGGGAAUGUACGUGUGUCGCACGCUGAGCUUCGACGGCGCGGAGUUCGAGGUGGUGCAUGUGCCACUGGAGCCCAGCAUGCAGGAGAUGUAUUCCAAGGCGGCGCAGCUAUGGGCGGAGCUGAGGGCGGACAUGAUAGCAGCGGCGCUCGCCCUGUCCUCUGCUCAGAGCGCCUCUGCCUCCGACUCCUCCAAGCGCUCCUCCGCCAACGCUGUCUGGCGCACCUUCUGGGCCGCGCACCAGCGGUUCUUCCGCCAUCUGUGCAUCAGCGCCAAGGUGCCAGCAGCGGUGCGCAUGGUGCAGCAAGCAAUAGCGGAGGGCAAGUGCGUGGUCAUCGGGCUGCAGAGUACGGGCGAGGCCCGCACCGACGAGGCUGUUGCUAAACUGGGCACGGAGAUGGACGACUUUGUGAGUGGCCCCAGGGAGAUCCUGCUCAAGCUCGUGGAGGAGACCUACCCACUGCCCCCGCCACCGGCCCUGCCCAAACAGGGCGAAGAGCUGAAGAAGGAGCGGGAGCGGGAGCAGGAGAGGGGCGUGAGUCGGGGUGUGUCGGUGUCGCAGCGGGGGAGGGUGCGGCGCGCAGUCAAGUACGAGAGCGAUGAUAGCGAGGAGGACGGUGAUGAGGACUUCGAUGCGGCAUCGGAGACAUCAUCGGACGACAGUGACUUCCAAGGAGACAUCUGCCAGAUCUGCCAUGACGAGGAGCUGUCUGGGUCGCUGAUGGCAUGUGCGGUGUGCUCGCGUGUCGGCCACGUGGCGUGCUUUGAGAGGCACACCGGCAGAAGCGGCGGUUACCACCCCUGGUUGGCUGACGCCCCCCGAGGCCACGUUAGCACCAGGUCAGCAGCAGGCAGCGAGCGGCUGGCGGGGGGAACAAGGAAUCGAGGAGGUGACGUGGCGAGCCCAAUAGACCUGGGAGAUGAUGACGUGGAUGAGGAGGAGGAGGAGAGUGGAAGGGAGGAGGCGGAGGAGGGGAUUGAGGAGGAGGGGAGGAAAAAAACGAAGAGCAGGAAGGCAGGAGGGAGCAGCAGUGGGAGUGAAGGGGGGAGCAGCGGGCAGGAGGAGGAGGGGGAGGCGCAGGUGCCGUGGCUGUGUGGGGAGUGUGACAAGACAACGAGUGAGAUUCGCACGGAGAGAGAGACUUACCUCUCUGAGAUGGAAGCCAGGUAUAACACGGCUGUCGCUCGCAAGGCCGAGAUCAUGGAAGCCAUCAGGAAGCUUCCUCUGCCGAACAACCCUCUGGAUGAGCUCAUAGACAAGCUGGGAGGGCCAGAGGCAGUGGCGGAGAUGACAGGGCGGAGGGGCAUGCUGGUGCGCACAACCACGGGGGAAGGCAAGGGCACCGUCAGCUACCAGGCGAGGAACUCCAAGGACGUGGCAGCGGAGAUGGUGAACAUGAGGGAGAAGGCGCUGUUCAUGGCGGGGGACAAGCUCAUCGCCAUCAUCUCCGAGGCCGCCAGCGCUGGCAUCUCCCUGCAGGCCGACCGCCGCGCUAAAAACCAGCGUCGCCGGGUGCACAUAACGGUGGAGCUGCCGUGGAGUGCUGACCGUGCCAUCCAGCAGUUUGGCCGCUCCCACCGCUCCAACCAGGCCAGCGCGCCGCAGUACAGGCUGCUAUUCACGGAGCUGGGGGGUGAGAAGCGGUUUGCCUCGGUGGUGGCCAAGCGCCUGGAGUCACUCGGAGCUCUCACACAGGGGGACCGCAGGGCGGGUCCGUCCCUGUCAGCAUUCAACUACGAGGGCGUGUGGGGCAAGCGGGCCCUCUCCACCAUGUAUCGUUGCAUCAUGGAUAACAUGCCUGCCCCUGCACCACCCCCCGGCUGCCCGCAAAAGUUUGACGACGCCUGGGUGAAGUUUUACCAGGCUGCCCGAGCUGCCCUGAUUAUUGUUGGGAUCGUCAGAGAUCCGACCUUCAACACAUCAGCGGCAGCGGGGGGCAUGUAUGCGGUGGGGGGGAAGAUCCCCGAGUCGGACAUGUCAGAUGUCGCUCGCUUCCUCAACCGCAUGCUGGGACUGCAGCCCGCACAGCAGAACAGGUUGUUUGAGUUCUUUGCGGCCAUAUUCGCGCACCUAGUGGCAACAGCGUGCAAGGAGGGCGAGCUGGACAUGGGCAUCAUCAGCGUGCGCGCGCCCAGAAUCACCGUCACACAGCCGUCGCAGGUGGUGUGUGAGGAUGAGGUAUCAGGAGGCAAGACCUUCCAUGUUGUUCUCACCAUCGACAAAGGUCUCAACUGGGAGUCUGCACGGCAACUAUUCAAUGAUGCAUCAGCUAAGGUGGGGCAGCAGGGCAGGGCGGAGGGGGGCGGGGAGGAGGAUGGGGAGAGCGGGGAGUUGGAGGAGGGGGAGAAGGGGAAGGAGGCGAGGGGGAAGAAGAGGAAGCAGGGGGAGGGGGAGGGGGGGAGUGGUGACGGUGUGGAGGGUGGACAGGUGAAGAUUGAGGAGGGUAGUUUGGAGAAGGAGGGGCAAGAUGGGAAAGAGGAGGGGAAGGAGGGGAAGGAGAGGGAUGGAAAGGAUGGAAAAGAUGGGAAUGAGAAGGAGGGGAAGGAGGGGAAGGAGGGGAAGGAGGUGAAGGAGGUGAAGGAGGAGCGGAAGGAUGGGAAGGAGGAGGGGACGGAAGCGAGGGAGGCGAGGCAGUGGAGGGAGCGAGCGGCACGAGUGAACGGGUUCUAUGUGUCACAGAGGGAGUGGCUAGGGCGCAAGCACUACCUGCUGGCCCUCCUCUGGUGCGUGCGCCUCUCUCUGUCUGCUCUUCCUACGCCGCUCUCUGCUCCAUCCGCUCUCUGCUCCAUCCGCUCUCUUCUCCAUCUCUCUGCUCCAUCUCUCUGCUCCAUCUCUCUUCUCCAUCUCUCUGCUCCAUCUCUCUUCUCCAUCUCUCUGCUCCAUCUCUCUUCUCCAUCUCUCUUCUCCAUCUCUCUGCUCCAUCUCUCUGCUCCAUCUCUCUGCUCCAUCUCUCUUCUCCAUCUCUCUGCUCCAUCUCUCUUCUCCAUCUCUCUUCUCCAUCUCUCUGCUCCAUCUCUCUUCUCCAUCUCUCUGCUCCAUCUCUCUGCUCCAUCUCUCUGCUCCAUCUCUCUGCUCUAUCUCUCUUCUCCAUCUCUCUGCUCCGUGGGCCUGCCACUGGGUAUAUGCAUGCGGCAGGCAGUGCACUACCUUGUGCCUAGUCUAGCCUUUGCUGCGAUGCAUUGGCCCAUCCUGCCCUUUUCCUCUGAGUCAUCUCCCUCCCGGGCCUCUGUGCCAUGCCCCCACCCCACCAUCUCACCAUCCCCAUGCCUGCAUGGAGCAGUCCGCCAGCAGCGGGGCAGAAAGCAGCAGUGCAGAUAUUCCGACCACGCACGUCUGCAGCUAACAGGCCCACCCCUCUGGUGGACUUUCUGGACAAGUAUUCCAAGCUGCCGCCCGCCAGGCUGUCAUCGCUGCAAGCCAUCUGGGAUGCGGAGUAUGAGCUGUCCGCCACUCAGUGCAUGCACGGCCCCAAGUGCCGGGCAGGGGCGAGCUGCAGGGUGGGGUUGCGGCUGCAGCAGAUGCACCUGCUGCAUGGGGCCGUGUUCCCUGUCUUUGGCGUCAUUGACCAGGCACUCAUGGCACAGUCGUCGGCGCAGCACAAGCGGGUGCAGGUGGCACAUGUGGAGGCGAGCGAUGGAAACAAGUAUGUGGGCGUGCACCUGCCUGCGCCCGCUGUCAUGCCCAUCCUCGAUG